CCAAGGAUUUGGCCUGAAAACUGCGAGGGGUUUUCAGUCGAUCUUAGCUAGGCUAGCUGAUGUUAGCAGGGACGUCAACGUUACUCCGGUGAGCAAGAGUAAAAUCUGAUUGAAAAUUCUCACUUUUAUGCAGAAAUUAAAGCUUUCUUCAUCCGCAAACCCAACAGGCGGUUUCAGACAGUUGGACUCUGAGCUAUCAUGCAUCACGACCCGACCUCGCCCGUGUUUCUCUGCUCUAAAAGAAGAGCCUCCCUCAUGUCCACCUGCGACGUCCCUCCUGAAAACUUUGCAGAGACGCUGCCGACGGAGAUGAGCGAGAGGAUCUUUGGCGAGCUGGACACCGAGAGUCUGUGCAGCGCGGCGCUGACCUGCCGGCUGUGGCACGACAUCAUCGAGGAGAGCGAGCAGGUGUGGAGGAUUCAGUGUUCGCUGGUCAGCGCCGUCUGCCAGAGGGAGGUCGACAGCGACAGGAGGGACGGACUGUCCUGGAAGGUCACUCUGGUGAAGAACUACACGCGCAGCUGUCUGAAGAGAGACUGGCUGAGGGGACGGUUCAGCCAUGUGCGCUCUGCAGAGGAGCUGAGGGGCAGGAAGAUGACGCCUCUGGACGCUGAGACCUGGGGAGAGAUCCUGCAGGCCGAGCUGGACAGAUGACCGACAGAAGACUCCACAUCCAGUAUUAUUUUUUUAAAGCACCUCUGGCACUUUUUGAUUUCUAACUCUAAUAUAUUUGAUAGUUUGUGUUUUAUGCAAAUACACGCACACACAAAAAAAUGUAAAUAAUUUUAUUUUUUUUGUACUUUUUUUAAGAAAAAAAGAAUCAUGGAGAAAAUGAAACAUUGACAUCAGAGGGUCAAAUUAUUUGAUACAAUUAAGCUGUUUCAAUCCUGUGAUGUAAAAAUGACUGAGAUGCAAUAAAUUAAAUGUUUGCAAUUAGCUGAAGUAAA
Molecule: messenger RNA, 947 nt
Organism: Gymnodraco acuticeps
Lineage: Eukaryota; Metazoa; Chordata; Actinopteri; Perciformes; Bathydraconidae
Product: F-box only protein 48
Exons: 3
Coding region: 199-654 (151 amino acids)
Molecular function (GO): protein binding
Source: RefSeq, a predicted model, not a curated record